Micromonas pusilla CCMP1545 is the source of this 1653-nucleotide messenger RNA. RefSeq lists its product as uncharacterized. The record is from RefSeq and is a predicted model, not a curated record. Bases 1 to 1653 code for a protein of 550 amino acids. Lineage: Eukaryota; Viridiplantae; Chlorophyta; Mamiellophyceae; Mamiellales; Mamiellaceae. The transcript has 2 exons.
AUGGCGUCGCGCGCGUCGUCUGGCGAUGGCGCCGCGUCCGAGGACGACGACGCCGCCGCGGCCGAAGACGCCGAGAAGUCGGCCGCGGUCGACGAGCUCGACGCCCUCGUCGAGCGCCACUCCAGGUCGCUGACGCGCGAGCGCGACGCCCUGCGCGCGUUCGCCGCCGAGCUGGACGCGACGCGCGCGUCGUUCGCGUCGCGCGUCGCGUCGCAUCGCAUCGCGCUGCGCGAACGCCAUCGCGGCCAGAUCGAACGCCUCGUCGCGCUCCUCGAGCGCGCCCUCCGCGAGCAUCGCGUCUCGUACUCGCACGACCUCGUCGCGUCGCGGCAUCUCCAGGCGCUCCUGACGCGCGACCGCGAGCUCGCGGACGCGGACGCGCUGCGCGCACACAACGACGACGCGCAGGCGCGCGAACGCGACGCCGCGCUCGCGGUCGUCGCGGACGACGACGACGCGAGGACGCGCGCGACGCUCGAGCGCCAGCGCGGCGAGACAGAGGCGCUCGAUUCGCGCUUCGACGGCGUCGAGCGCGCGCUGCUCCGCGCGCACGCGGAGGCGCACGGCGCCGCGGUGGGGGUGGUGGGGGGGAAGGCGGAACGUCAACCGUCGCGGCGCGCGGCGACCGACGCGGCGCUCUCGGCGGCGAAGCGAAAGACGGCGGCGGCGCGCGACGCGGUCGACGCGGCGUUCGCGGACGUCUCGCGACGUUCCGACGCGUCCGCGGCGCUCGAGCGGCGCGCGGUGGAGACGCGUCUCGACCGCCGCGAGCUCGCGCGGAGGGCGCGAGGGGCGUGGUCGCCGCCGCGGGGGCGCGACGGCGACGGCGACGUCGACUGGGCGGCGAUGGGGACGCCGCCAGACGCGGUCCUUCGGUCGCGCGGGAUCGACCGCGUCGCGCGCGCGUUCGAGGCUCUGGACGUCGCGGUCGAGAAUGCGCGGCGGCGCGAGGAGUGGGAUCGCGCGCGCGCGGCGGCGGCGGCGGCGAAGAGGGAGCGGACGACGACGCGAGGCGUCGGCGGCGGCGGAGGACUCGGAAUCGUCCGCGAGGGAGACGAAGAGGAAGCCGCGCGCGCGGAGGCGAGGCGACUCGCCGCGGAGAACGACGCCGCGCGGCGGAAGCGCGUGUGGACGUUCGAGACGGCGUUAUGGGACGACGACGAGGAGGAGGAGGAGGGGGAGAUGGAUGAGGACGACGGCGGGAGGAGGGUGGCAGAGACGGGGAGACCGCUCCCGCGGUCCGGCGGCGGCGGCGGCGGCGGCGGCGCGCCCGCGCCGUCGAACGCGACGCGGCGGUCGGACCGUCGUCGUCGCGACCCGGCGAUGGGGUUCGAGGGCAUGGGCGAGCCCGCGUUCGCGCGCGAUCACCGCGGCGUUCGAGGAGGCGCGGGCGCGCCGGCGAGCGCGCGCGGCGACGGCGCGGAAGACGGCGGCGCGCGUUUGCCUUUUUCGCUUUUAGAGGCGGAGGCGGCGGCGGAUGACUGGAGCGACGACGACGAGCGCCGCGAGAACGCCGCGCCGCGGAACGCGGGCCCCGAGGACGCGACUCGGCGCGGACGAUGCCCGCGGCGCGGUCCCGGGAUGCGACUGCCGUCGGAGCCGAAGCCGAUGCGGAAGCAGACGAGGAAACCCCCGAGGGUGAUGUUGCCUUAG